This is a messenger RNA of Peronospora farinosa, 1311 nucleotides long. NCBI's taxonomy places the organism in Eukaryota, Oomycota, Peronosporomycetes, Peronosporales, Peronosporaceae. The record is from the annotation of a GenBank genome assembly.
AUGGGUGUCCCAGUGGAGUAUAUCCAGAUGUGUCAAGGCCUUUACGCCGACGCAGCGUUCUUUGUAGGCAACGCUGUCGACGGAUCAACGGCAGCGAUCAAGCAGCGUGUCGGGGUGUUUCAGGGGUGCCCGCUGAGUCCACACCUAUUCUCAGCGGCUAUUAGCCCCCUUCUCCAUGCGCUCCAGCGACUCCAUGAUUCAGGUGUGCAGCUCUCGGGUGAUGACCGCUUUGGUGUAUCGGCUUAUGCCGACGACCUUAAGAUAUUCAGCAGCAGCAAGGCGGGCGUCACGAAGCAACAUGGACUCGUUGCAGAGUUUCUGGCUUGGACAAACAUGACAGCCAACCCUGCCAAGUGUCGCAGUAUGGGGGUGCGACGCAACAGUAGUGGUGCUGUUGAGGCUGAUGACCUCCAGCUUACGCUCGAUGACACGAUGAUCCCUACGAUGACGCACAUGCAGUCGUACACGUAUCUGGGGAUCGGCGAUGGUUUUGACAACAUUCGUCGCCGGGUUGAACUUGCACCCAAGCUCAAGUCGCUGAAGCAGGACGCAACGGCACUGAUGGCAUCUGGCCUCGCACCAUGGCAGGUGAUAAAAGCCGUGAAAGUGUACAUCUACCCCCGGGUGGAGUACGCUCUCCGGCACCUGCGGCAUGAAGAUCAACACUUGGAGAGUUUCGAUCUCCAUCUUCGCCGGGGACUUCGCCACCUGCUGCCCUUGCCCAAGAACGCGACAAAUGACUUUUUCUACGCUCCAGUGUCUCGUGGAGGUCUAGGCCUGUUUCUCCUGGUGGAUCUACACGCAGCGUUGCAAAUUGCACACGGAUGGCAGAUUUUGCACUCACCAGACCCAGCCAUCCGUCGUGCCGCGCGCGAGCAGAUCUUCCAAAUUGCCGAUAUUCGGCAUCGCUUAGACCGUGCCCAUUGGCAAGAAAGACGCGAAGAGCUGUGUGAGCUGUUUCUGAAUGGGGAGCUUGUAACGUCAGCUCAUACUCCGCCCAAGCGGCGUAAUGGUGACAUCGGCUCGUUGUGGGUCGAUCCACUCCAGCUUCGUGUACCCCACCACGCCGAGUGGUUGGACCAGCAAAAUGUGCUGCGACACGUGAAGCAGCACCUGAGGAACUUGCGCUGGCGGGCAUGGUGUGCCCACAAGGAUCAAGGAAAGAUGGCGCGCGCACGGGGGCGUCGGCAGCGGAUUCAUCACACGGCCGCGUGGCAUGUGGGAAACCGACUACCGCUUCGCCGUGGCCGCCCGUCUCAACAUGCUAAAUACAAGCGAUGUGCUCUCGCGCAGACGUCAACGCGCACAUGA